CGCCUACGCACACGCGGAAGCGACGGCUUCCACUGGUGUUUUGUACACAGUGGAUGUGCGGAGCCGUGCUGGACAAUCGAAAUUGGUCUGGAAUUGGUGUGUGUUUUAGACGCAUGCAGCCCGGUGUGCCAUGAUCCCCAUAGCGGUGGUGGUGUGUGUGAUGGGCGGCUGGUGUACCGUGUAUCUGGCGGACACGCUGCUGCGGUCAUCCAGUUCGGUGAAGAACCGCUAUGAAUCAUGGUUAUCCUCGAAUGGAUUCACGCUAUCUCCCUUCCAUAUCAAGUGGCACACGAGUAUCUUCAACCGUCUGUUUGCCAGAUGUGCUCAUCUCAACCCUCAUUUUCUCUACAUCUGGUUCAGUGCUGGUAUGGUGUUCGGGGUUUUGGCGAUGUUUGGAUCUGUUGUUCUCCUGAGCAAAACAUUACUGCAGACUCUGCAUCAGAUGAUGGCAGACACACCGGACGGGUCCCACGAACAGGUUUUGCAAGUGGUGGUGCCUGGUGUAAAUCUUCCUGUCAGUCAACUGGCCUAUUUUUUCAUCGCUAUCUUGGUCAGUGGAGUCAUACAUGAGUUUGGCCAUGGGGUGGCAGCACUGAGGGAGCAGGUGAGGCUGAAUGGUUUUGGCAUGUUCAUGUUUGUGAUUUAUCCCGGAGCGUUUGUGGAUCUCUUCACCACACAUCUAAACCUCAUCUCUCCAGUCCAGCAGCUCAGAAUAUUCUGCGCUGGAGUCUGGCACAACUUCAUGCUGUGUGUUGUGGCUCUCAGCUUCCUGUUCUUACUGCCCGUCUUCCUGUUUCCCUUCUAUUACACCGGAGCAGGAGCCCUGGUCACUGAAGUGGUGGAGGGUUCUCCAUCGAGUGGACCUCGUGGGCUGUUUUUAGGAGAUCUGAUCACACAGCUGGAGGACUGUACAGUUCGGGGUGUGCAGGAUUGGCACAGCUGCGUUCAGCAUCUAUCUCAUAAUCCUCAGACAGGCUACUGUGUCCACACUGCCAAACUCCAUCUCAGCUACACACAAGGAAGAGCGUUCAAGCGUCUGGAUGGCACUAUGGAGUGCUGUGGGAACAACAGCUUGACAGACCUCUGCUUCUCUUACAGUAACAACGUGGAGAGCAAAUUAUUUGCUUGCCUGCCGGUGAGAAAGACCAUUGAAGCAAGUCGUACAUGUCGCACCAACACAGACUGUCAAACAGACUUCAUCCCAAGCUUGUGUUUAAUCCCAUCUCUGGAGAACCAGACCAGAUUGAUCCGGGUCAAACAUCCUCCACAAACAGACAUGCUCUUUGUCGGAUAUCCUUCACACCUACAGUAUUCAGUGAGUCUCACCAAUUUUGUUCCUCGGCUGGGCUUUCUUCAUCCAGACUUGCCUGUAAUGCUAGAAACUUUCUGCAAAUACCUCGUCUCACUGUCUGGGGCUCUUGCGGUGGUAAAUGCAGUUCCAUGUUUUGCUCUUGAUGGCCAGUGGAUGCUCACAGCUUUUCUUGAAGCCACGCUGAGCUCCGUUAUCCAGGAGAGGAACAACCGAGAGCUGAUCGGCUUCUUUUUUCUACUGGGAGGCAGUGCUCUUCUAGCAGCAAACGUGGCUCUUGGCCUGUGGAUGGUCACGGCACGGUAACAUACACCCGUCUCCUCCAAUCAGACAGUUUGGGGGAAAUGUUAAUUCAAUAGCCUUCUUGAACUUGGUAAUUUUUACCUUUGCUGGUUAUUGUCAGGCUGUAGAACCAAAGGGUUUAGAGCAUUGCUUUAUCCGAGAACACUGGUGAUCUGGGUUUGAUUGGCUUGAAUAGAAACAAGCUGUGAAGAUGAUCUUGAAGCUGCGUGCUUUUGCAAUGUGACCUCAGGACAGCGCCAAUAGUGCCGUAUCUGAUCAAUACGUGAUCACAUUGUGUCUGAUUCAUCAUGUAAACCCACAAAUGAAGCUUUACCAACAAAUACAUGAUGGAUUUUGAAGGCAUUAAAUGCCUGUUUGGCCUUUCUGUCUUCCUUAUACAUAUGUUAUGUGUAGGUUUAAAGGUGUAGUUCACCUCAAAAUGAAAUUUACUCACUAUUUACUCAUCCUCAAGUGGUUAUAAACCUUUAUGAGCUGCGUUCUUCUGUUGAACACUAAAGAAGAUAUUUUGAAGAAAGCUGAGAAGCUGUAACCAUUGACAUCCAUAGUAGGAAAAACGAAUACUAUGGAAGUCAAUGGUUACAUUUUCCAGCUUUCUUCAAAAUGUCUUAUUUUGUGUUCAAAGGAAGAAAGAAACUCAGACAGGAUUGGAACAAGCGAAGUAAACAAAUAACAGACAUUUAAUAAAAACAGAGUAAAUAUUGACAGAAUUUUCAUUUUUAGGUGAACUAUCCCCUUUUAGUUUUUAACUGAAAAGUUCAUAAAUACUCAUGUCACUUCAACCCAAACCUUUACAUCUGUACUUUGAAAAUAAAGCCAAUUACUUUUUAUUUACCUCAGUAGGGAAGUUUAGAAAUUAAAAACAAAAAAAUGGAUUCCAGGUAAUUGUACAUGUAGUCGUUUGAAAAAAAUGAUGGCCAGCCAAACCGACUCGCAGAAUUACAACUGACAUUUAAUUGAUGUGAAAAAAAUGUACAUAUAGCGAAUGAAUACACGUAUAGCAUGAAAACGGCACAAAUAAACAAAUACUGCAGUGUUUUUGAGCUUCGGCGAGUAGCUUUAGUGGGUUAGCUAGAGAUUGAAUGGCUGAUUGUUCAUUUUACCAGAGGUAAAUGCUUAGAAACAACUAUUAACUGUGAAGAUGUUCUCGUAUACACCAUGCCAAAAGAAACAUUCGCUAAAACACGCUUGGAAGGCCUCCAUAUUGUUUAUGAUCUGUAUACUGUGAAAUAUUUUACCCAACAACAAUUAGCCAGACUGUGGGUUAGAGCUGCACUAAACUAGGAAUUAUUACUUGUUUUAAGGUUCUUUCUCUCUUUCACACACACACUCUCCCACUCUCUUUUAAUUUGUUGUUUUUGUCAUCCUACCUGGCCUGUUGUAAAUAUGUUUAUAAAAGUCAUUUACAUAAA
Molecule: messenger RNA, 3021 nt
Organism: Danio aesculapii
Lineage: Eukaryota; Metazoa; Chordata; Actinopteri; Cypriniformes; Danionidae
Gene: mbtps2
Product: membrane-bound transcription factor peptidase, site 2
Exons: 11
Coding region: 131-1615 (494 amino acids)
Biological process (GO): membrane protein intracellular domain proteolysis; regulation of response to endoplasmic reticulum stress
Cellular component (GO): cytoplasm; membrane
Molecular function (GO): protein binding; metalloendopeptidase activity
Source: RefSeq, a predicted model, not a curated record